GUAUGGCGAACUUGCGGUCACCAUUUUCCCAGCCAAGUCUUCCUCUUUCCUUCUUCAGCUGCUCGUGUUCGCCGCAGAUUUAGCAGAUGUACCACAACAACUACAAGUUAACAGAAUAUUUGCUGCUGUGGUAGUUGUCUGUGUAAUUUGGUGAUGAUACAAGUUUUGUCCUCAAUGAACUUGGGGUUUCUUAGUAAUACCCCUUGGUUUAAACCUCAAUUGAAUACAGAUUCGGUGACCAAAGCUUUUACUGAAGAACCUAAACAAGAAUCUGGUAAUGAUAUCAAAUUGUCUGGGUGGCCCUUGUCCUUCCUAUCAUUGCUUCCUUGGGCAAAUAAUGGUGGUGAUAAAUCUCAUAGACCAUCUACUAUCAAUAAAGAGCUAAAGAGGCAUGCACAAACUCGUGGGAAUGUUGUUGGAAAAGAUAGUGGGGCUACCCCUUUACGCUUUAGGCCAUAUGUUUGUAAGGUUCCAUGGCAUACAGGGGUUAGAGCAUUUCUUUCUCAAUUGUUCCCUAGAUAUGGGCAUUACUGUGGACCAAACUGGUCAAGUGGUAAAGAUAGUGGAUCUCUGGUUUGGGACAAGCGACCAAUUGAUUGGUUGGAUUUUUGCUGUUAUUGCCAUGAUAUAGGGUAUGAUACUCAUGAUCAAGCCACACUGCUAAAGGCUGACUUAGCGUUUCUUGAGUGCGUGGAGAAGCCGCAUAUGAGUACUAAAGGAGACCCUCAAAUUGCUCAUCUUUACAAGACAAUGUGCAUUAAUGGUCUUAAGAAUUUUCUAAUACCUUACAGAAGGCAUCUUGUGAACCUACAACAGUCUGGGCAACCUUUCAUUCAAUUUGGAUGGCUAAGCAAUUUGAGAUGGAGAAGUUGGAACUUUCAGAAAACAUGGAGAUUGAGCUGAGUGGGGGAAAGUAGUGAGUCAUAAAAUGUGAAUUUCAUCUAAUUUUGAAUGCAUGCUGCAUUGUCACCCUUAAUCUUCGUAGUUCCGUUUGUUUUAGGCUUCUGUUUGCCAGAGCAUGCUUCUUAUUGUUACGAUCUUCACAUUUUGUAUAUUGUAUAUCGUGUUCAUAGCUUGUUUUGUAAAUUGUAACCUUUGGCGUUGCUUGACAUAUUCUAACAUAACAAGAUUGUCUGUGGUAUAAGAUCCGGAUGUCACAAAGUAACUCUGUUAUUAUAAAAAUUA
Molecule: messenger RNA, 1185 nt
Organism: Gastrolobium bilobum
Lineage: Eukaryota; Viridiplantae; Streptophyta; Magnoliopsida; Fabales; Fabaceae
Exons: 3
Coding region: 154-903 (249 amino acids)
Biological process (GO): phospholipid metabolic process; arachidonate secretion
Molecular function (GO): A2-type glycerophospholipase activity
Source: RefSeq, a predicted model, not a curated record